AUGACCCUCUCAUUUGCCGUUACGAGCCGCAGUUCUAUUGCUAAGGUAGGUUAAUAUACUGAAAUAGAUUGUUUUUGGUGGUUUUGAGCUGGUUUUUGUGAUUUUUAUGAAAGUUUAGGUAAUAUAUAGCGUUUUUGUUUAAACUUUAGGGCAUUUUGGGCAGGUUUUUUGAUAUUUUUUGUUAGGUAAAAAGUUGCCUGUAACGUCAAGUUUUAGUUAAUACUUUGUCUAAAACAGUAAGGUUUAGCUAAUAUCAUGUUUAUAACAACAUUUUUUUCAGUCUGUCGAGUCAGAGAAUACUGAACACCAAGUCUUCACAAGAAUACCACCAUUCUCCAUCACCAAAGGCAAAGUCUACGUCAAGUGGAAGCCAAAAACCAGACAAACCUUGUCGGUUGAUGUGAAUAAUGACCGUUAUGUUCUACGUUUAUUAUUCUUUUGGAUCUUAUUAUCAUUCUUUGCUUUUAUUUCAAUAAUUUUCGACUUUUUGUAUAAGGGAUUUGACUUUCGAUUCACUUUUUGACCUGUAAUUAUUAAUAAACAAAGGAUUUUGUUGUUAUUGGCUUGACUAUAGUGGUUUUAACCUGGUAUUAGUAGUGCUGACUUGUUUUUGUUUGGUUUUUUUGUUUUUAAUGUAGAUAUUGAUGUUGUUUUAGGCUUACCUUGUGGUAUGCUUUGGAGAGGUGUAAAUAUAUUAAUGGUUUUCGACUUUUUUGGAAAGAAUGUGAAAUUUAAAUGAAAUGGGCGUUUUUUGGAAAGUUUUUGUUUUUGGAAAGAAAGUUCUUGUUAUUUACUUAAUUUCUAAAAGAUUUGGUUGAAGUUUGAUUUGAAAUGUUAAAAAUUGCAAAAACUUUCUUUACAAAACGUUAAAUGGCAGGAACUUUCUUUACAAGGUGAAAAAUGACGAGAACUUUCUUUAAAAAACAAAAAUGACAGGAACUUUACUUACAAGACAUAAAAUGGCAAGAACUUUGUUUACACUUAUUAAAAUAAAAUUGGUUUGCUCUAUGAUCAAAGUUUCAGGUACCCAACUGAAAGUCAUGCGUUCUCGAGCACAAUCAAGACAAAGAGACCACACACCAUCUAGAGACGAACGAAUUCAAUGGCUUCAAGAGGCAAGAGCUGCAUAUUCUGUUGGGUGAGUUUAUAUUGAUAUUUUAUGUUUUUUGAAAGGAAAAUGACAAGAACUUUUUUUACACUCUGAAGAAUGGCAAGAGCUUUGUUUACAUGGUCGAAAACAGGAAGAACUUUCUUUACAAAACAAGAAAUGGCAAUAACUUUCUUUACAAAACAAAAAAUGUCAAGAACUUAUACUAUUAGUCGUUUUUCAGGCCCACCGCUCGAUCCAGAGCGAAGUCCCAGUCUCCAGCACGAAGCAAGCUGGGUACUACCACUCCCCAGAAGCGACAAAAUAUGUUUCAACGAUCGUCGUUUGACGAUGACUAUGAUCAAUCCGAUGUCAAUGUGGGUAGGCUGGAGGUAGGAUGAUCAGGGUUGGACGCAGGGCGGGGCAUGGAAUUGAAAUGCUCUGUAUUGGGCAGGGCACUGAGCAUAAGCUUGAAAUGUAUCGAGCAGGGCAUGGUAAAUCAUCAAUGUUUUGAUGUUCAUGUUCAGGUGUUGGUACAAAUUUUUUUGAAAAAUUUUUUAAAAAUUUAAAAAUGGCCAGAGAAUGCCAAAAAAUGUCAUAAAUUUAAAAUUUUUUGAACUUUCAGGCCGAAUUCUUGAACUUGGACCUAAAGCAAGUCGAAUAA
Bursaphelenchus okinawaensis is the source of this 1751-nucleotide messenger RNA. The record is from the annotation of a GenBank genome assembly. Lineage: Eukaryota; Metazoa; Nematoda; Chromadorea; Rhabditida; Aphelenchoididae.